GGAUCUGUCAUUCUGCUAAUGUGCCCCAACAAGAGACUAACUGGGCUGAGGUUCUGACAGAAUCAUGGCCCCCAGAGACACCAUCCAUCUCUGUCUCGUGCUCUGUCUGAGCCAGAAGCUUUGGGCACAGGAAGGGUAUUUUCCCAUUCCUAUUAUAUCUGCCACACCUGGUUCUGUGAUUCCCUGGAAUGAGUCUGUGAAGAUCCUGUGUUGGGGGACUCCUGAGUCUUACUUGUACCAACUGGAAAUCCUGAGAAACCCCACAUUUGAGGUGGUAGAGAAGAAAUUGGGAUUUCAGGAGAAGGCUGAAUUCCUCAUUAGCCACAUGAAUACCAACACUGCAGGGCAUUAUCAGUGCCAAUAUAGAAAAGAGUACAAAUUAUCGGAGCACAGCAAAACCCUGGAGCUGGUGGUGACAGGCUUGUACGACAAACCCUCCCUCUCAGCAGUGCAGGGCAUGGUGGUGAUGCUGGGAGAGAAUAUUUCCCUGCAGUGCAGCUCAACAGACAUCCCAUUUGAUAGAUUUUCACUGACAAAAGAAGGAGGAGCCGCCCUGUCACAGCACCAAAAUGGGGUACACCAAGGCAACUUUAUUCUAGGCCCUGUGAACCACAACUUCUCAGGGAACUACAGGUGCUAUGGUUGGUACAGUGGCAGCCCUUAUGUGUGGUCAGCCCCCAGUGAUGCCCUGGGGCUUGUGGUCACAGAUAUAAUGAACCAAGAUUACACAAUGGAGAAUUUGAUCCGAAUGGGCGUGGCAGGACUGGUCCUUGUGGCUCUCUUGGCCAUAGUCAUUGGAAAUUGGCACAGCCAUAAGGUUCCAAACAAGGAAGACUGGCCAGAUUUUCCUGAACUGAGCCGGAGUAAACACAAAUGUCAGACUGGACCUUUGGACAAAGCCUUAAGAGACACCAGGGCCUUGUGUGGAAAAGCAUACUGUAAACCGGGGAAUAAAAAGACCCUCCCCUCCUAGAAAAAGACUGGUAGCCAUGAUGACAAAAAGCCACAGGAACCAGUUUUUCACCCAUCAGCAAUGACCACUCCCCUCAAUGAAAAACGCCCUAGUGAUUCAACCUAUCAGCUCCUUGCUUCUAAAUGUCAGCCAAUCAGAAACGGAUUUACUUCAGUAACUGCACCUGUGAGUGACAGCCAACCCUUCAGAAGGGAAACAAAAAUAAUAUAAAAACAGGGAGGGGGACAAAACAUAAGAGACUCUUAAAUACAGAGAAGGAAGAGUUACUGGAGGGAUUGUGGGAGCAGGGAUGGG
Messenger RNA from Prionailurus viverrinus (fishing cat), 1267 nucleotides. RefSeq names its product Fc alpha receptor (gene FCAR). Bases 65 to 973 code for a protein of 302 amino acids. Lineage: Eukaryota; Metazoa; Chordata; Mammalia; Carnivora; Felidae. The transcript is spliced from 6 exons. The record is from RefSeq and is a predicted model, not a curated record.